CAAGAAGGCACAGUAUGAAUUGCAAAUGUGUCCGGGUCUGGGUUUGUGAUGCAGGACUUCAAGGACAACAAGAUCUGUAAUGCAUGAAUGCCAUCGGCCAGUUUUUUUGUCGUGCUGGAUAUGGUAGUUUGUAAUGCUAAAUACGAAUGAAAUCCCCAAGGAAUGCCGAGGGAAAUUUCUCAUGCUGUUAUGCCGUACACGCAGCAAGUUUGCAAUGCAAGUAUCAGCAACACAAGUUUCCAGACCCAGACACUUUUGCAUUUGAUACGCAGAAGGAGCAAGAGAAAGUUGAAAAGGCUGCAGCGGCCGCGAAAAAGAAAGCCCAGAAGGAGGCAGAAAAGGAAGAAAAGGCGGCCGCGAAGGCUGCCGCGAAGAAAAAGCCUGCCGCUAAGAAGAAGUGAACCACUUAAAGCAGCCGACUUUUCGCAGCAUCCUUCUGGCGUCUCAUCUUUCGCAACCUGUUAUCAAAUGCAAAAGUGUCUGGGUCUGGAAGGAUGCGGAGUUUGCAUUUGUCAUGCUAGUCGGGCAUGACGCGGAGCUCUGUAUUGCGUGACCAGCAAGAGCUCCUCUUAUCUGUCAUGCAAAAACGGUGUUUGUCAUGCGGAAUACGCAACAGGGAGCCAAGGAUAAAUUUGUCAUGCCUGGCGGCGCACUACAGUAUGCUUUCUUUUCACUGCCAUGCAUCACAAAUUUGCAGGCCCAGACAUUUUUACAGUUGAUACCUGUCUUCUCCAAGCAAAUCCCCGUAACGCGACUCCGAGUUAG
Amoebophrya sp. A120 is the source of this 765-nucleotide messenger RNA. NCBI's taxonomy places the organism in Eukaryota, Dinophyceae, Syndiniales, Amoebophryaceae. The record is from the annotation of a GenBank genome assembly.